AUGAAUGGCAAUGGCAAUGCUAACGGCCAUUCGAAUGUCACCGAGGGGGCUGAACUGGACCGGUAUCUGACGCGCAAUGUGUUGGACCAGUUCCUUCUCAAGGACAAUGUCGUUGUGAUCACUGGAGGUGGUCGAGGCAUUGGCCUUGCGCUGGCAUUCGCUGUGGCCGAGGCGGGCGGAUUGGUUGCCAUCGUUGAUGCUCUGCCAGAGCCUCACGAGCAUUACACGCAGUUAUUGAAGAUCUCGCCGAAGUCCAAGUUCUACCGGUCCGACGUCACCGAUUUCAACCGGUUGAAAGAGACAUUCGACAGUAUCGUUUCCGACUUUGGCCGGAUUGAUGGGUUAGUGACGGCCGCCGGAGUCUGCUUCGACAACCGGUUUCUCGACAAGACGCCCGACAGUGUGGUCCGGACUUUCAGCAUCAACGUCUUUGGGACUUUCUUCGCGACGCAACUGGCCGUGGCGCAAAUGAUUCGCCAGCCCCGAAAGCCGAAUGCGUCGGGUGCUGGGUCCAUUGUGAUGAUCGCGUCUGUGGCGGCACACCAGUCCAGCAACCACCAGUUUACGAGCGACUACUGCUCGAGCAAGGGGGCGGUCGUGUCUCUGAAGAGUCAAUUGGCUGUUGAGCUCUCCAAGGAUGGGAUCCGGGUUAAUUGUAUUUCUCCAGGAUAUAUCAACACCGACACCCUCGUCAACUACGGCAAGCUGCACCCCAAAGUCGCCGAGGUGGCUGUGACAGAGCCCCCUUUCCACCGUAUGGGAGAUAGGAGCGAACUCAAGGGCGCCGCCGUGUAUCUUUUGAGCGAGGCGAGCUCUUACAUGAGCGGGUCGGAGAUGCUGGUUACGGGAGCACUACAUGUUGGUCGCUAUUGGGAUGGAAGCUGA
Molecule: messenger RNA, 885 nt
Organism: Fonsecaea nubica
Lineage: Eukaryota; Fungi; Ascomycota; Eurotiomycetes; Chaetothyriales; Herpotrichiellaceae
Exons: 4
Coding region: 1-885 (294 amino acids)
Cellular component (GO): intracellular anatomical structure
Molecular function (GO): oxidoreductase activity, acting on NAD(P)H, oxygen as acceptor
Source: RefSeq, a predicted model, not a curated record